GUUUAUCAGAUACAGUGCAGACGCUGCUAUCGGGAAUGGCUUCCAGAGUUGGCAAUGUCUUCUACCUUCUCUCCGAUUCGCUCUCUUUGUCGCGGCCCUUUUCGCUGUCGGGGAAGCUAAGCUGCUGCAAUCUCCUCACCUAAUUGUUUGUGGAGCUUUCGCUUUCAGUUCCUCUAACUCCCCAUUCUUUCAUUUAAUCCUGAAGCAUUCAUUUCGCAUUCCAUUUGUUUCUACACUGCGGUUCUUGGGUUUGGAGGAAGUUCGGAGCUCAUUUGGUCUGGAAAAAAGAUGCCUUUGGUGAGAGUGGAGGUGAGGAAUGAAUACGCGCUCGGAGCGCCGGAGUUGUACAGGGAAGCCAGUAAGGAAGAUCCGAAGGAGAUUCUCGAAGGAAUCACCGUCGCCGGUCUCGUCGGAGUUCUGCGUCAGCUUGGUGAUCUCGCUGAGUUUGCCGGAGAAGUUUUCCAUGGCUUGCAGGAAGAAGUGACAAAAACAUCUUCCAGAAGCCGGAAGUUGAUGGAUCGUGCUCAACGAAUUGAAGCUGCACUUUCACCUCUUGAGAAGGUCGUGCUUUCGCAGAAGAGCCAUUUGCACUUUGCAUAUACAGCUGGCGUCAAUUGGCAUACACGCAUCCGAAGUCGACAUAGUCAUUUUUUGUACAGUGAAGUGCCUCCAUUUAUUAUGGACACUUAUGAAGACUGUCGUGAUCUUCCAAAUCUGCACUUGCUCGAUAGGUUUGACACCGGUGGCCCUGGAUCUUGCUUGAAAAGGUAUUCAGAUCCAACCUUUUUCAAGAGAUCAUCUGUGGCAUCUGGCGUGGUUAGUGCUAAGAAAAUCUCAAAAGAUAAAAAGAGUCGCAGGUUUAAGCAGAAAAGAAGGUCAUGGACCAGCAAUGGAGAAGUAUCACGGGAUGCAUCAUUUUCUCAUAACAGUGGCAGAAUGCAAUUUACUCAGCUCAAUAUUGGCGGGCAUCCUUCGCCGACACCAACAGCAACAACAUUAAGAUCAGAGUUGGAUGAACAAUCGAAUUUAGAUUUGAAAAACGGAUCUGGCUACACUGAAGGUGAUUCCCAACCUAGUUACUCAGUGCAGCAUGAAGAGCCAGAGUCCAGAGAAUCCAUGUCUUCUCCUGUCAUGAGGCGCAACAGUGAUUUCCUAGACUAUGAUUUUCUUAGAGAGAAAACAGCAGAUGCAUGCGUCGAUAUUAAUCUGUCUCAAGAUCAGUCUGCUAGUUUGUCUUCUGUCACUUGGGAUGAAAAUGGAGAGACGCUUGAUCAUAUCAGAAGGGAGUCUAAUGGUGAUGUCGUGAUUCCGGACAAUCAUAAUGGACUUGUAGAGUCAUUUUCUCCAAAUCUUAAUCUGGAAACCAUAGGUGAUAAUGCUCUUGAACUUGAAGCAAUUGAGAAGAUGGAUGUCCAGCCACGAACCAUGCUGGCAACUGCAGAAAGUACUGAUACUCAUCUCGACGAUAUUGAGAGUGAAACUGAUCAAUUUAUGGAUGCACUUAAUACCAUCGAGUCAGAAAGUGACACUGAUGCUGACUUGGGUAAAAAGAAAGAGCUACAGCAAUACUCAAACUUGGAGGAUAACAGAGUACGUGGUAUAGUAUGCCAGACUGAGGGACAGAAUUUGGAGUUUCAAUAUUCGAGUCUUGAAUGUAAUAUUCAGGCCAAUGAUUCUCUUACUUCUCUGGCCGAUACAAGCUGUGGACAUCUCGAUUCUGUGUCUCUGAAAUCUCCUCAGGAAGCUAAUGGUUUAAUCAAUGGAGUAGCCAGAAAAGACGAGUCGAUUGCAGCCUCCUUGGAUGAAAGGGCCUUACAAUUGACUCAAACAGAGGCCGUGUCAUCAACUCCAGGCAGUCCGCACCAAGCAAAAGAUGAGUUUAUCUCAGCCUCGGCCGAGAAAGCCUUACAGUUGUCUCAAACUGAUGCCAUACCAUCAGUUCCUGGCAGUCCUCCCCGCCAAGCUAAAGAUGAAUUUAUCCAUGUCUCUGUUGAAAAGACCUUACAAUUGUUUCAACCAGAAGCCGUGUCAUUAUCCCCAGGCAAUCGUCUGCACCGGACAAAAGAUAAAUAUGAAUUUAUCCCUGCCUCUAUUGACAAGACCUUACAAGUGUCGCAAAUGGAUGCUGUGCCAUCAACUCCAGGCAGUCCUCCGCACCAGGCGAAGGAUGAAUUUAUCUCAGUCGCAGUUGACAAGGCCUUAAGAGUUUCUCAAACAGAUGCCAUGUCAACAGCUCCAGGCAAUUCACUUGUGGCGGAAGAUGCCCAUGACUCAGGUUCUUCGGUUAAUAAGACUCUAAAUUCAUCUCAGAUGAACGGCAUCUCAUCAAUUGCAGGCGGUCCAUUCCAGGCAAAAGAUGAUGUAAGUUCCAUCCCCAAACUUGAUAAAACUUUACAGCCAUCUGGAAUAGAUGGGUUCUCAAUGAUUCCAGACAAUCCACAGAGUGUUGAUACUGAGAAGAAUGGCAGCAUCAUUUCUGGGAACAAUGUAGAAUCAGUUUCAUGUUCUGUAUCACCAAAUGUCAAAGACAGAAAGUCAAGGAUGCCAAUUAGUGAUGGAACGAGCAGUCUUGAGUCUCAGAAACAUGGAUCAGACACUUCUAGCAUCUCUUCGGUUACAUUCUGGACUAAUGGUGGGUUGUUGGGACUUAUGCCUUCAAAACCACCUGAUUUUAGCGGAGGGAAUGGUAUCCAACAAGAUCCAGUUGGCAAAAAUGUUAACUCACAUCAUCAGUCGGAGAACAUCAUAAGUACUGAAGAGGGUCAUGAUAUGAGUAGCUCUAACAGCCAUGAAUACCAAGAAUGUGCUGCAUCAUCGAGGAAGCCAUCAUGGAAAAUCUCACCUGCUGCUUUGAAUAUUGAUCUCAGUAAAUUGGGAUCUUCACUUCAUUCAAAUACCAGUUCUAUUGGCUCAAGUGCACCAGCAUCUGGAAAUCAUAUAUCUGUCAAUUCAGCAUUCCCGACUAUCAGAAAUGGAAGUUCACCUCAAAUGUUGGGAUUCAGCAGUGGGCUGCAACCAAAUGGUUCAAAUAAAAAGUUGCUGCCUGGUGGGGAUGAAAAUUCCCAUGCCGUUGGCUUACAGCGUGCUAAUAAUGGAUUUGAGCAGAAAAACCAUCGAAGUGCUGCAUUUGGUAAAUAUUCUGGACAAAACAAAGGUCUUUGUGGUGAAUCUCCUAGGUUAUCACCUUCUUCGUCACCACCACUUCAGCACAUGAAGAUAUCAUUUCAACCCAUGGAUGGGUUUGAGACGUCAAAGCUGAAGCUAAAGUUCCCUGAAGGAAACACUAAUAGCAGAAGUGCUGGUGAUAUAUUUCCUUCAUUUCAGUUGGUCCCAGAGAACCCCAUCACACGGCACGAUGUUGGCUCUGACUCAGAUGACGACACAUUCUAUAGAUCAUCACCUUCUGUAUCAGAUGAUUGUCGAAGUGUUCAGUCUGAGUCAAAUUCUGAGCAGUGGGAAUCAAGCGGAUCCCCUCCUAGCAAGGACCCUGAAUUGUAUGAUGCCCUUCGCAGGAUCUCAUUGACAGAGUCUGUGUCAAGUGUUCCAGAAAAAGCUAGGAGAAGCCAUGAAGACAUCCACAACAGCUGUGAGUUUCCGACUGUUGGAACUAGCUCGCAAAAUUCUCAGUCUUCUCAAAUGUUUGAUCAUCAAAGUUCAGGGUCCUUAGGUCACUCGUUUAGGAAAGAGUUAAGAAAUGGCGCCAGCCAAAAGAGCAUUGUGAAGCCACAGUUUGAAUCUUCCCCUGAACCUCCACCUCUUCCCCCAGUUCAAAGGCAAGAUAUGACGCCCCAUGUCGAUGGCGCAAGAAGCCAGCUUGAUACAAUGCCUGAAGAUUCUUAUUAUGGAUAUCAUCGUAAACAUUUGUCAACCACAAUUUCCCAGCCUAAACCAGCUCCUUCUAAUGGAGAUCACAUUGAUAUCGAAAAUCUGCAGAAAUGCAAGUCUACACCUGUGACAAAUGGACAAAGGGAAACUUUUCAGGGCAAGAGCAUUAAUGAAACAGGGGACUUCCUGCAACAAAUUAGAAUGAGAUCAUUCAAUCUACGGCCAACUUUUAUAGACAAACCUACUCCACCGCCGGCCGAGGUCUCAUCUCAUGUUCAAGUCACCGCAAUUCUGAAGAAGGCAAAUGCAAUACGCCAGGCUGUCGGAAGCGACGAAGACGACGGGGGUUGGAGCGAUACUUAAAAGCCCAGCUCCGGUUAUUCAGAAGUGAAAUUCAGCAACCAAUGUGGUACAUAUCAGUCAAUAACCCUGUUUUAAUUCUUUCAUGUGAUUAAAUCAUCUAUGUGUAGGCCUUUAUUUUAUUUUUCCUUCUGUGUCGAAAACAAGGCUUUAGCAUGAAUUAGGUGGAAAAUCAGAGGCUGUGUUAAACUUCAUAUGCAAUGCUUGAGUUGAAUGUGAAAUCCUACUUUUAUUUCACAA
Messenger RNA from Andrographis paniculata, 4425 nucleotides. Its product is annotated as protein SCAR1-like. NCBI's taxonomy places the organism in Eukaryota, Viridiplantae, Streptophyta, Magnoliopsida, Lamiales, Acanthaceae. Gene Ontology annotation, biological process: positive regulation of Arp2/3 complex-mediated actin nucleation; actin cytoskeleton organization. The record is from RefSeq and is a predicted model, not a curated record. Gene Ontology annotation, cellular component: cytoskeleton. Gene Ontology annotation, molecular function: protein kinase A regulatory subunit binding; Arp2/3 complex binding. The transcript is spliced from 9 exons. The coding region runs from base 289 to 4188 and encodes 1299 amino acids.